Messenger RNA from Erythranthe guttata (spotted monkey flower), 2108 nucleotides. RefSeq names its product ankyrin repeat-containing protein ITN1. Gene Ontology annotation, molecular function: protein binding. Gene Ontology annotation, cellular component: plasma membrane. Lineage: Eukaryota; Viridiplantae; Streptophyta; Magnoliopsida; Lamiales; Phrymaceae. The record is from RefSeq and is a predicted model, not a curated record.
AUUAGCAGACAAAUCAAAAAAAAAAAUUAUCAGCAGAACAGGGUUUUUCUCACAAUGGUUUCCGUAAAUGAAGAAGGCGAAAGGGAUCUCGAAAUGGGCUCAUCAACCCUAGAUUUGCCUUCACCUUCACCAUCGCCUUCGCCUCGAGCGGCUGUUUUGGUGGUAUCCAAUUCCAGCAAGUCCUUGGCCGCCUCGAAUUCCGGAAAGGCCUUGUUUGUUUCAAACUCCGGUAAAGCAUUGGUAGUUUCGAAUUCCGGUAAAAGAAUGGACCAAUCAGGAAAGAAGAAGUACGUGAAGCAGGUGACGGGUCGGCACAAUGAUACAGAGCUCCAUUUGGCCGCUCAGAAGGGUGACGUAGCGGUAGUGAGGCAGAUUUUAGGGGAGAUUGAUGAGCAGAUGCUGAAGACAUCAAACGGGGCUGAUUUCGAUGCUGAGGUGGCAGAGAUCAGGUCCGUUGUAGUGAACGAGGUCAAUGAAUUGGGGGAGACUGCACUUUUCACAGCGUCGGAAAAGGGGUAUAUUGAUGUAGUGAAGGAAUUGUUGCCUUAUUCGACGAAUGAGGGGAUUAGGAUGAAGAACAGGUCAGGUUUUGACCCGUUGCACAUUGCAGCAAGUCGAGGCCAUCAUGAUAUUGUCCAGAUGUUGUUAGAACACGAUCCUCAGCUAAGCAAAACAGUGGCUCAAUCAAAUGCGACUCCUCUCAUAUCAGCAGCAACAAAAGGACACCUGGCAGUUGUCAAUAUAUUGCUUUCAAAGGACUCUAGUUUGCUAGAGAUAUCAAGAUCCAACGGCAAAAACGCAUUACAUUUAUCCGCCCGCCAAGGCCAUGUAGCUAUUGUCAAAGCAUUGCUGGAAAAGGACCCUCAACUGGCUAGAAGGACAGAUAAGAAGGGACAAACUGCACUACACAUGGCUGCUAAAGGCGUUAGUUCCUCAGUGGUUAAGUUGCUUCUGCAAGCAGAUGCAGCCAUUGUGAUGCUCCCGGAUAAAUUUGGUAACACUGCAUUGCAUAUAGCCACCCGGAAAAAGCGUGCUGAGAUUGUGCAUGAACUAUUACUGCUUCGAGACACAAAUGUUAAUGCACUGACAAGAGACCACAAAACCGCUCUCGACAUAGCCGAAUCUCUCCCUCUGUCCGAAGAAACCGUGGAAAUCAAAGAGUGCUUGACUCGCUACGGUGCUCUGAGAGCCAACGAACUGAACCAGCCACGAGACGAGCUUCGAAAAACCGUCUCGGAAAUCAAGAAAGACGUACACAUCCAGCUCGAACAAGCUCGCAAAACAAACAAAAAUGUCAACGGGAUAGCGAAGGAGCUCAGAAAACUCCACAGAGAAGGAAUAAACAAUGCCACCAACUCGGUCACAGUGGUGGCUGUCCUAUUCGCUACAGUUGCCUUCGCUGCAAUUUUUACAGUUCCUGGAGGCGACAACAACAGCGGAAUGGCUGUGGCUGUGACCAGCCCAGCUUUCAAGGUCUUCUUUAUAUCUAACGCCGUGGCCCUUUUUACGUCACUGGCUGUCGUUGUAGUGCAGAUCACAGUUGUGAGAGGUGAGAUAAAAUCGGAGAGGAGGGUUGUGGAGGUGAUCAAUAAGUUGAUGUGGUUAGCAUCUGUUUGCACUACCGUGGCUUUUAUUGCUUCGUCUUAUAUAGUUGUGGGGCGGCAUAAUAAGUGGGCGGCGAUUCUUGUGACUGUGAUUGGUGGAGCUACUAUGGCAGGGGUUUUGAGUGCUAUGACAUAUUACGUGGUGAAAUCUAGAAGGUUCCGGAAGGUGAGAAAGAAAGAUAAGUACGCGAGGAGCGGGACAAACUCAUGGAGGCACUCGGAUACUGAUACGGAAGUCAACCCUAUAUAUGCUAUUUGAUGCGGAAAAAAAAAAAGGUAUGAGUUUCGACCGGACCUUUUUUUUUUCUCCAGUUAGUCUGUAAAUUUGAAAAUAGGUUCUUGAAAUCGACUAAUUUGGUGGAUUUUUAAGGAUGAGUUAUGUGAGGAGAGGAAAACUUAUAAUAGCUCCCUCAGUGAUAUUCAGUCCAUCUGAAGUUGUAACAUAAAGAAACAUAAUACUGAAUUUGCUCCCUGCAAAUUUACAUAAAAACUUCUCCUCUUCCA